AUGGCUGGGGCUCCGGCCUAUUCUAUGAUGAUCGAUCCAAAUCCCCAUUCACGGGCUCCCCCUCCUCCGAGCCCCGGCUUCAAAAUGACAGCCGGGGAUGUUGGGAUCUUAAAAUCAACUCUUCUCCCUUCAUUCGGGCUAUACUCCGGCUUGUCAGUUGCAGCAUAUGUGGUUGCGGAAUCUACCGACCGCGUCGAGAUUAAAGAUUGGCUCUGGCCAUCAGCGCAAGUCCUCAAUGCAUGGUUGACAGCUAUCGGUCGGCCGAUGUAUGAAACCGGGAUUACGCUCCCGGAUGCUUGGAGAGGGCUAACUUGGUCUGAAAAGCUGCUUCUUAGCGGCGUAACUGUUUGGGGAACUCGACUCUUUGCCCGGAUCGUGAGCCGGUCUUUAGCUCGUGGCAAGGACGAUCCGCGGUAUGAGGCGCAGAAGAAAGAGAGAGGGUUUUGGAAAACGGCUCUUCUCAAAAUUUUCCUGCCCGAAGCUGCUUUCUUGAGUCUUAUCUCUUUGCCUCUCACAGUGCCAUUCGGUAUGGGUGAUACUACCCUCUCGGUGAGCACGAACAUGCUUAGUACCGUUCGUGCAUUGGGCGUUGGGCUGUUUAGUGCUGGCUUUACCCUCGAGGUAAUGGCUGAUACACAGCUUGAGCUUCAUCGGAAGGAACGAGAAGAUCUGUGCCGGCAUGGUGUCUGGAGUCUUGUCCGACACCCUAACUACUUGGGAGACACGCUGGUGCAUUUAUCAUUCGCUUUAAUGAACAUCACCGACUCCUUUAAUCCGAUCGUUUUGCUUGGUCCGCUGGCCAAUUAUCUCUUCCUUCGCUUGGUGGGUGGUGACAAAAGAACCGAGGAGAGCCAGGAGAAGCGCUACCGAGAGCAGGAUUCUCACAAAUACGAGCAACUGUGUAAUUGGCGAGGAGUGAAAAACAGCGUCUGGCCUGCUUUGAAAGACCUGACCAACCCUUGGGCAUUGGUAGUUGUGGGAUGUGGUUUGAUCGGUGUUGUUACCGAAGAAGCUGUGCGGAGUACCUUCACCAUGCGGUAA
Messenger RNA from Penicillium brasilianum, 1041 nucleotides. The record is from the annotation of a GenBank genome assembly. Lineage: Eukaryota; Fungi; Ascomycota; Eurotiomycetes; Eurotiales; Aspergillaceae.